This is a messenger RNA of Schistocerca piceifrons (Central American locust), 1032 nucleotides long. RefSeq names its product arg8-vasotocin receptor-like. Gene Ontology annotation, cellular component: membrane. The transcript has 6 exons. Gene Ontology annotation, molecular function: vasopressin receptor activity; peptide binding. Gene Ontology annotation, biological process: G protein-coupled receptor signaling pathway. The record is from RefSeq and is a predicted model, not a curated record. Bases 124 to 1032 code for a protein of 302 amino acids. Lineage: Eukaryota; Metazoa; Arthropoda; Insecta; Orthoptera; Acrididae.
CGCGACGAGGCGCUGGCGCGCGUCGAGCUGGCCACGCUGUCCCUCAUCCUGGCCGUCACGCUGCUUGCCAACGGUGCCAUCCUAGCGGCGCUACUCUCCAGGAGGCGGUGGGCUGGCCGACGGAUGUACUUCUUCAUGGCGCAGCUGAGCGUCGCCGACCUGCUCAACGGGCUGCUCAACGUGCUGCCGCAGCUCGCCUGGGAGAUCACCUUCCGCUGGAAGGGCGGCGCGGUGCUGUGCAAGCUGGUGAAGUACGGGCAGCCGCUGGGGCCGUACCUGAGCUCGUUCGUGCUGGUGGUGACGGCGCUGGACCGCCACCAGGCGGUGUGCCGGCCGCUCACCUACUGCUCGUGGACCUACCAGCGCUCCAGGGCCAUGAUGCGCGUCGCCUGGGCCGCCGCGCUGCUCUGCUGCGUGCCGCAGCUGUUCAUCUUCUCGUACCAGGAAGCGGAGCCAGGCGUGUACGACUGUUGGGCGACGUUCCAAGUGCCUUGGGGUGAAAGAGCCUACGUCACCUGGUACAGCGUGUCGUCGUUCCUGGCGCCGCUGGCCGUGCUGGUGGUGACGUACGCGCGCAUCUGCCGCUCGCUGUGGCGGCACGCGGCCCACCCGCGCAUCUCGCGCGCCAAGGUCAACUCGGUGCGCCAGAGCGUCGCCGUCGUCUCGCUGUACGCCGCCUGCUCCGCACCCUUCUGCGGCGCACAGCUGCUCGCCUCCUGGCACGCCAACUCGCCCUUCCUCACUGGGCCGGCAUUCACGAUCCUGACGCUGCUGUCGAGCCUGAACAGCGCGGCCAACCCGUUCAUCUUCCUGGCGUUCGACACGCAGCUGCGGCGGCUGAUGCGGUGCUGGCUGGCGUGCGACGCGACGCUCGAGUCGCCGGAGUACAGCGCCACCUCGAUGCAGGCGCACCACCAGCCGCAGGCGGCGGGCCCGCAGCGGCGCAGCUGGCGCACCGCGCUGCUCGCCGACGCCUCGGCGGCCGGCCGCGACCCGGGCCCGCGCCGCGCCGCCUCCAACUGCUGCCUGUGA